Molecule: messenger RNA, 729 nt
Organism: Thamnophis sirtalis
Lineage: Eukaryota; Metazoa; Chordata; Lepidosauria; Squamata; Natricidae
Gene: ATP5MC1
Product: ATP synthase membrane subunit c locus 1
Biological process (GO): proton transmembrane transport; proton motive force-driven ATP synthesis
Molecular function (GO): proton transmembrane transporter activity
Source: RefSeq, a predicted model, not a curated record
GCGGGCGGAGCUUGGUUUUCGCUGGUUGGAAGAGCCGCGAUUUUGAGGGUUCAGUAGAAUCUUCCUUUGCUCUAGACUAGAAGGGCUUCUAGAAGUUGCACAGCCUCUUCUCUGACAAAUUUCGGAGAACUCCCAACCUGUGAUUGAUCGACGUUACUAUUAUUGAGUUAGACUACAACCCGUCUUUUCAAGGUGUAAUCCUGAUGCCAACAAGGAAUAACUCCAUUGAACACGGACAAUCAGAAUGCAGACUCCAGUAACUCUUCUAGCUUCACCAGCUCUGCUCCGCUGCUGUUCUCGAAUUCUAACUAGGCCAGCUUCCCUAUCUUUACUGAGUAGGCCUGAGACACAAACUGUGCAGCCGUUUGGCUUUUCCACUCAUCAGCUGGCUCAUCGGGAAAUCCAAACCAGCUCUGUCUCCCGUGAUAUUGAUACAGCUGCUAAAUUCAUUGGUGCUGGUGCUGCUACGGUGGGAGUAGCUGGUUCAGGAGCUGGGAUUGGAACAGUGUUUGGCAGCUUAAUCAUUGGUUAUGCCAGGAACCCAUCCCUCAAGCAGCAAUUGUUUUCUUAUGCUAUCCUUGGUUUUGCCCUUUCGGAAGCCAUGGGGCUCUUCUGUUUGAUGGUGGCGUUCCUGAUUCUGUUUGCCAUGUAAAAAGGCUCUGCUGUCCUCUCAGUUUAAGCCUUCUGUUAGAGAUAUAAACAAACUUUAAAUAAAUAUAAUUCAAGGUU